Eimeria maxima is the source of this 1347-nucleotide messenger RNA. RefSeq lists its product as hypothetical. The record is from RefSeq and is a predicted model, not a curated record. The transcript is spliced from 3 exons. The coding region runs from base 1 to 1347 and encodes 448 amino acids. NCBI's taxonomy places the organism in Eukaryota, Apicomplexa, Conoidasida, Eucoccidiorida, Eimeriidae.
AUGAGUGCAGCAGCUGCAGCAGCAGCAGCAGCAACGAACAGACCAGCUGCCGGGAUCCAGGCCGGUCCCUCUCUUGAAAUAAGUGUGAUAGCAACAGCAGCAGCAACAACAGCAGGAGGCACAAAAGAGCAGAAGCAACAGCAGCCAAAGGCCUACAGCCGCUGCAGCAGCAAAGGCCAAGCGGCCAUCACAAGGAAGUCAGGUAGCAGAGACAGGCAGAUAGAUAGACAGGCAGGGGGGAGCGAUAGGGAGACGAGACAGCAGCAGAAGCAGCAGCAGCAACGGCAGCAGCAGCCGCAGGAAAACAAAAAUAAAAUACCCAUCAUGAAUAAUAAAAAGGUUCUUCGGGAUUUCUGCUGCAGCGGCAGGAACAGCAGCAGCAGCAGCAGCAGGUGCAGCAGAUCUGCAGUACGUGAGAACUCUGCAAAGAAAGAGAAUCUCAGGUCUGCUAACAGGUACCUCGCAUGCCAAGGGGCAGCAGUGUUAGCAACAGCAUUAGCAGCAGCAGCAACCUCUGCAAGUGUGCGAGGGACAAACCACGCCCCAGACGGGAGAAGCAGCAGUAGCAGCAGCAGCAGCAGCAGUGACAUCAUCAACCACAACCAGCCACUCCUGCCCACUUUAUCAGGCAUCCGAACAGUAGCAGUUACAGCAACAGCAGCAGCAACAGCACCAGCAGCAGCAACACACCCACCGCCACGUGGAACGCCCCGGGCAGCAGCAGCAGCAGCAGCAGUAGCAGCAGCAGCAGCAACAGCAGCAGCAGCAUUAACAAUGGCUGCAGCAGCACCAGGUUCCUCCCUAAUGGAGGGGACCCCUAACGAAAUAGUUGGGGUCCACAGUGUACAACUUGAAGGCAAAGCAGAGGACAGGCAGCAACAGCAGCAGCAGCAAAUGCUGCUACGGCUGCGCCAGCCCCCUUGCGACGACGAAAGAGGGAAGAGCAACCCCGUGGCUGCUGGCUUAGCAGCAGCAGCAGCAGGAUCAGGAUCAGACACAGCAGCAGCAGCUGACGGUGUUGCAGGUGCAGGAGAAGCAGGCACAAUAGGGGAAGCAGCAGCAGCAACAGCACCAGGGGGAACAGAAACAGAUGGUUAUUUGCUUCAGUGGUUCCCUGGCUUUGAUCUUCCUAUUGGUCUUAAAGGAAGAGCAAUCUUAAGAAGAGUCCUUAAUCAACGACGCUCCCUAGAUGCAGCAAGAUGUGUAAGCCUUCCUGUUCCUGCUGCUGCUGCUGCUGCUCUUCCUAAUUCUGCCAUUGCAGCAGCAGCAGCAACAGCAGCUGCUGUUGCUAACAACACUGUAUUAUUCCCUGUUAUUGCUAGCACCUUGCCGUAUGUUCAGCAGUAG